UAGGAACAAUAUCCAGCAAGAAUUAGAAGAAUAGUUUUCAUUGGGAGUAUCUUGACCUUAAAUUGUACAAGAUAUUAUUGGUUAUUAUCAAAAUUUCGUAUUCGUCACCAUAAUCUCAUUUGUUAAAUCAGAAUUAUUAUAAUCUUAUCAGGAAAGAGCAAACAGAAUAAAGGAAGAGAAACAUAUCUAAAGAUAAAUACUACCAAUAAGUUCAUUUCUUUUAUUAAAAAGACCUAACUUUAAAAUGACUGAAUAUUCAGAAGAUCCAUUUCAAAUGGAUGAAGAUUUUGAAGUGGUUGAAAAUGAGGAACCAUUAACUAAUGAUAUAACUCCAAAUUAUGAAUUAAAUGACACAACUAGAUUUGAUAUAAAGAAAGAUAAUGAGCUAAUACGAUCAAAGAUUGCACAAUUGAAACUCCAAGAGAACAAUACUGCCAAUAAUACAACUGAAGAAGAUGAAAUAUAUGAAGAAGAUAUUGAUGAUAAAUUUGAUCCUGAACUUCAAAAGAAACUUCAAAAUGAUUUUGAACUUACAAAAGAUGAUUCAAAUCCAGAAUUGACCCCUCCAGAAAACUUUGCCCCAGUGAUAAAUACCAUAUAUCGAUCAUCAUUCCCUCAACCGAUAAACUUUACAUUUUUAAAGAAAUUAAAAUUAAAAUCUAUUCUUUGUUUAAUCCCAGAGGAAUACCCUGAAAUUCAUACAAAUUUCUUAAAGGAUGAAGGAGUUAAGUUAUUUCAAUUAGGAAUGUCUGGGAAUAAAGAACCAUUUGUUAAAAUUUCAUCAGAAUUAAUUACAGAAGCAAUUAAAAUUGUGAUAAAUCCAGAAAAUCAACCUAUUCUUAUCCAUUGUAAUCGAGGUAAACAUAGAACAGGAUGCUUAGUGGGUGUGCUAAGAAGGUUGCAGAAAUGGUCCUUGACCAUUAUAUUUGAUGAAUAUAGAAAGUUUUCAGCACCAAAGGAACGUCCCAUGGAUCAACAGUUUAUAGAACUUUAUGAUGAAAAGGAAAUUGUUAAAUUUGCUCAAGAUAACAAUUUUUUACCAUUAAAAUGGGAUUAAUUCAAAUAGACAAUACUACACUUUUACAUUUUAG
Molecule: messenger RNA, 1091 nt
Organism: [Candida] anglica
Lineage: Eukaryota; Fungi; Ascomycota; Pichiomycetes; Serinales; Debaryomycetaceae
Source: the annotation of a GenBank genome assembly